Messenger RNA from Chenopodium quinoa (quinoa), 1605 nucleotides. Its product is annotated as cytochrome P450 CYP72A219-like. Lineage: Eukaryota; Viridiplantae; Streptophyta; Magnoliopsida; Caryophyllales; Amaranthaceae. The transcript is spliced from 5 exons. Gene Ontology annotation, molecular function: heme binding; iron ion binding; oxidoreductase activity, acting on paired donors, with incorporation or reduction of molecular oxygen. The coding region runs from base 1 to 1605 and encodes 534 amino acids. The record is from RefSeq and is a predicted model, not a curated record.
AUGAUGAUCAUUUUCGAGAGCCAAAGUUUGAUUGUGAAUGCACUUUGUGUUUUGUUGUGCAUUGUGGUAUUGAGAUGGCUGUUAAAUUUAAUAAACUUUGUUUGGUUUACGCCCAAAGGUUUAGAGAAAUCGCUUCGACAACAAGGUCUUGUUGGAAACUCGUAUCGAUUUUUGAUUGGAGACAUGAAGGAAGCCUCCCAAUUGCGUAGUGAAGCUAUGGUGAAACCCAUUCGUUUUACUCAUGAUUAUUACCAUCGUAUUCAACCCUUACUCCAUCGACUUCUUACCAAAUCUGGUUCAAAUUGUUUCAGUUGGAUGGGGCCUGUGCCAACAAUACUUGUUACACAGCCUGAGCAAAUAAAGGAUGGAUUCAAUAGGAUGAACGAAUUUCGAAAACCAAAAUUAAAUCCACUUAUUCAAACAUUUUCGCCUGGACUUGUACAUUAUGAAGGCCAUCAAUGGGCUAAACACAGGAAAAUUCUCACCCCUGCAUUUCAUCUCGAUAAGCUAAAGCCUAUGCUCCCAGCAUUUGAAACUAGUAUCAUUGAAACAAUAAACAACUGGGAGAAGAUAGUUUUUAAAACAGGUUCUUCAGAAAUAGAUGUUUGGCCGCACUUUACGAAAUUAACUGCAAACGCCAUAUCCCGAGCUGCGUUUGGUAGAAGCUUUGAGGACGGCAAAAGGAUAUUUGAACUUCUCACAAAGCAAAAGGAACUUAUUAUUCGUCUUAUCAAAUAUGCUUAUAUCCCAGGAUGGAAAUAUUUGCCAACAAAAGGCAAUAAGAGGAUGGAUGAAAUGAAUGCCGAAAUAAAAAUUCUAUUGAAGACGGUAAUCAACACAAGAAAGAAAACAAUGGAAGCCGGAGAACCGGCCAAAGAUGACUUGUUGGGGAUACUCUUGGAUUCAAAUUCUAAAGAGGCUAAACAAUUGAGUGAGAGUGAGAGUGAAAGUAGUAGUAAGAAACGCCUUGAUCUUGCAAUGAGCUUCGAAGAGGUGAUCGACGAGUGCAAGUUAUUCUUCUUAGCUGGCCAAGAGACUACCUCAGUGUUGCUAGCAUGGACUAUUGCUUUGUUAGGAAAGCACCAAGAAUGGCAAACACGAGCUCGUGAAGAGGUUCUUGCUACGUUUGGCAUGAACCACCCUGACUAUGAUGGCUUAAAUAGUCGUUUAAAGAUAGUGACAAUGAUAUUGUAUGAGGUGCUAAGGUUGUAUCCGUCUAUAGUUGCUACUUCAAGAAAGGUGUACGGUUGUGAGACAAGAUUAGGUGAUUUGGUUAUACCACCCGGGGUGGCAGUUUCUUUUUCAAUACUCCAUGCUCAUUUGGAUCCCGAAGUUUGGGGUAAAGAUGUCAAAGAAUUCAAACCAGAAAGAUUUUCAGAAGGGAUUUCAAAGGCAACUAAGGGAAUCAAUUCGUACUUCCCUUUUGGUUGGGGACCUCGGAUUUGUAUUGGUCAAAGUUUUGCACUGAUUGAGGCUAAAAUGGCAUUGUCUAUGAUUUUGCAAUGCUUCUCUUUUGAAAUCUCACCAUCAUACACCCAUGCUCCUACAACUUUUAUAGCCCUUCAACCCCAACAUGGUGUCCCCAUUAUCUUACAUAAACUUUAA